Messenger RNA from Gadus chalcogrammus (walleye pollock), 4005 nucleotides. RefSeq lists its product as uncharacterized. Bases 819 to 1646 code for a protein of 275 amino acids. NCBI's taxonomy places the organism in Eukaryota, Metazoa, Chordata, Actinopteri, Gadiformes, Gadidae. The transcript has 2 exons. The record is from RefSeq and is a predicted model, not a curated record.
UUUGUUUUGUCUGUCCACUGGUAUGGGAAAUGUUGAAUGGAAUUGUUAAUAUCAUCCAAGGUCAUAUACUUCUUUGAUAUUAGUAAUGUAAGACAAUAUGCUAUUUCAACAGGCACAAUGCGGGCAGGUACAGCCGUAAUUCCGACGCCUCAUUGUUCCGACGGCUCAAUGGUCCGAAAAAUUUCCCAUUAGAUCGACAUGCCACUAUGCCGACGGUUCAAUGUUCCGAAAACGGAACCCAUUGGUCCGAAGGUCCGUUUGUCCGACUUUUCAAAAAGGAGGCGCAUUAGGCCGACGGUUCAAUAUGCCGAAUAGGCCAAGGCACAAUUCCACAUGUGUGAUUAUGAAACCAAAAAUAAAAGACGAUAGGCUAAGUUCCAUCAGUGCACUUCACCAAGCCAGACUUCUGCUGUGGGCUUGAACGUUCACAAGAGGUGAAUUUAUGAAGCGCACGUUAUACAAGGACUAAUACUUUUCCCGUAAAGAAGUCAAACGGUGAGUGAAAAACAUUUUUUUUUUUAUCUUUAGUAGCUGUGUGUGGGCCUAUAUGUGUUGUUUACUGUGAUUACAGUGGGCUUUUAGCCUAAAUAAUUUCGCUGGUAUUAAUUUAGUCAAACUUAUAUCUCAUACCGUGUACUAACCGUAACCGUAACCGUUACGGUUUCGAUCUAUCCGGUUUCGAAGUAUCUCCGUAAAGACUAAGCCAAGCGAAACCGGAUAGAUCUGUAGAAACGCUGUAGUACACAUUCCAGGCCCAUAAGGGGCGCUGCUUCUGGUACAGAAAUCCAGAAGAAAUAAAAUAAGAAGAAGAGGCGAGCAUGCGCAUAAAGGCUGCCCCCGAACCACUAACAACACAAACAAACAGCUCUUCUACUAUGUCGAACGCGAAGAAAGUAGAGAUAUUUGUCUGGUCUGACCAUGAGUGCGAGAUGCUGUUGCGGCUCACAUUAGAGUAUAAAGUAACUAAAUUGCAACAGAAUGUCGACUGGGAGUCCUGCCAGUCCAAAUAUACGGACUUGUUGAAGGCAAUGCAGGACCAGUAUCCCAAGGAGGCAGCUGAAGACUUCCCCCACGAUGCAAUGGCGAUUACAAAAACGCAGCUCACGAGCAAGCUCAAGAACAUCCGUUCUAAAUACCGAGGGGCAGUGGACACAGGGCGUCGAAGUGGCCAAGGGCGUGUGGUGAUGCUUUUUUAUGAGCUUUGCCAAGAGAUCUGGGGUGGCUCGCCCGCUACGCGCUGCAUCGAGGGAGCCAUGGAGACGGAUGACCUUUUGGAGUCGCCGGGGUGCUCGACCCCAACAAUGGAGUCGCCAUCGCCACAUUCGGAGGAAUCCAGUGACUGUCUUCCUCCUGCCGUUGUGAAACAGCGCCGACAUUUGCUCCAGGCAAAGCUCGACAGCCACAGAAAGGACCGGCUGAAGAGGAAAGCUCGGCCUGACCCGGUGGCGGAAGCUGAGGAGGACCGCCAAAUGAAGAGGAGGAUGAUGGAGCUGGCUGAGGAGUCUGCAAGAAGCUACGCCGAGAGCACAUUGCAAUUAAACACCAACAUUGCCAACAUCUGCAGCACUAUCCAGGACGGCUUUACCUUGAUGAAGGAAAUUAUGUACCGACCGCCACAACAGACGCAAUAUGUACCCCCCCCAUAGCGGACAAUACAAUAGCUACCACUCAACAUACAUGGAAACCACACCACGCCACAACCAACACAACGGCACACCAAUGAGUCAGUUUGCUCACACGCCAUCGCAAACCCGCACCCCAGGGAAUAUACAUGAUUCAUACAGACGAGCAUUGCUGGAGCUUGACGAUGUGGAGUGAGCACUGUUUACUUUUACUUAUGUUUGCAGUUUAAUACUUUUACUUAUGUUUGCACUAUUUACUACUUUUACUAGUUCUGUUAUAUUUUGUCUUAUGCGUGUCAUUUUUACAUUUGAACUUUUCUACUUUUGCACAUAGGCCUUUGACUGUUAUUUAUUUUGCACUUCAAUAAAAACAAGAUUUGAAAUUUGCCAUCCUGUUUAUUUUCAACAACACUUUUCAAUGACAGAGUAAUCAUAACUAUCUAAACAUUCAACACAGUAGCCACUUGGGUUUAAGGGUCCAGGUACUUUGUGAGCACUCUUCUCACUCGCUUUCCCUCACCCUCAUUACAUUCUGUGUAGUUGCAUUGCGUAGGAGGCUGCCAUUCAUUGUCACUGUGUAUUGUUCCCAUCACAGUGCGCUCAGCCACAGUCUCCUUGCUGUCCUCACAAAAGCUAUGCAGAACAAAACAAGCGUAAAUAACAUGGGGCAGGUCUUGCAAAUUGAUGUCCAUAGGCCUUCUCAGUGCAGCGAAUCUGGCCUUAAGGCGACCAAAAGCACACUCGAUGACCAUGCGAGCCCUACACAAACCAGUGGAGCCACCACUGGAGUAUUCCUUCAUCAAAUAAGGCAGCAGGGGGUAGGCUGGGUCCCCAAGAAGGAAAAUUGGUAUGGCCGCUUCGUCGUCCACAAUCUGCUUUUUCAGAGCAGGGAUCUUGCCAGUUUUGAAAUACGAGCUAAGCUUGGAAUUAGCAAAAACUCGUGCAUCAUGUACACUCCCAGGCCACUUUAAUGAUACAUCCAUGAAUCUGAACUUGAAGUCACAGACAGCCUGCACAUUAAGGGAAUGUUUGCCUUUCCUGUUGAUGUAGUCCAUGGAGUUUCUGGAUGGCUGUUUGAUUUCAAUGUGGGUGCCGUCCACCGCUCCCAGACACUGUGGCAUGCCAUGAGCACGAUGGAAGCCCAAAACCAGAUCCUCUGCCUCGGGCUCCGUAAAAGGCAUCUUGAUAUAUUUUGGACCCAGAUGGAUGGAGAUGGCUUUGCAUGUCUCUCUGAUCACGGUGGAAACGGUCGGUCGUGACAAGCCGAAGGCGUUGGCAGUUUUCCGUAGCCGUCCUUCGUCGCUCAGAUAAUAGAGCGUUACCGCAACCUUUUUGACGGUAUCAACCGGUGCCCUCAUGGUUGUGGAUUGUCCAUCGAUGUAUGGACAGAGUUCUUCGCUCAGUGUGACGAGGGAAGCUCUGGACAUGCGGAAGUUCUCCCUCCAUUCAUCAGCCACGACAACUCCAUUUACGAAGUUGUCCCACCAACUGCUGGUUCUGCCGGGUCUCACCCAAAAUCUGCUCCUGGUAGAGCUUCGCGGUUGAUGUAAAUCGUGUAUUAGUCGGUCCGUCAUCCUUCUUCUCUCAUUUUGGUCGCGGAUUCUCAAUAAAUAAUGGCUUAGCAACCCAACAAGGGACAUGAUAUGCUGCAGAACGAUUAAAAGCUUGUAGUCCGCCAUCAUCUUUUUUGUUGUGAUUUCUGAGACUCCGCGGGCUUAAGAGCCAUUGGCUAGGAGGUCGAGGGGUGGGGCGAUGACGUCAUGGUUUGCGGUUUCAGUCGGUUUCAGGCGUACACACGAAUCCAAAACGAAACCGGGUAGAUUUGAAACCACCUCCGAGGGUGGUUUCAGAAGUUUGCGGUUUCGGUCAGCGGAUUUGCCGGCUUUGUGUGUACGGAAGGCCGAACCGUACAAGACCUUUGCGGUUUCGCCAUGAAAUCGGCUUCGUGUGAACGGGGCCUUAGUCAAGUGUGUGAGUGUGUGUGUGUGUUCGUGCCCGUGUUGAGAAUUAGACCUACGCUCUCUGUCCAUGGGGCUGAAACACCCUGUCGAAAUGAAUGUGUUGUCACUUUGCUCUCCAAUAUUCAUCGUGAACGUGAUAUGUAGGCCUAUGUUGUAUUUGGGAGAGAGAGCGAGAGCGCUAGCGAGGUAUAAAACUCUUUAUAUGUAGGCCUAUUCGGCAUAUUGAACCGUCGGCCUAAUGCGCCUCCUUUUUGAAAAGUCGGACAAACGGACCUUCGGACCAAUGGGUUCCGUUUUCGGAACAUUGAACCGUCGGCAUAGUGGCAUGUCGAUCUAAUGGGAAAUAUUUUGGACCAUUGAGCCGUCGGAACAAUGAGGCGUCGGAAUUACGGCUGUACCUGCCCGCAUUGUGCCUGUUGAAA